This is a messenger RNA of Fragaria vesca subsp. vesca, 4288 nucleotides long. Its product is annotated as E3 ubiquitin-protein ligase RKP-like. Bases 36 to 3863 code for a protein of 1275 amino acids. The transcript is spliced from 10 exons. Gene Ontology annotation, molecular function: protein binding; ubiquitin-ubiquitin ligase activity. The record is from RefSeq and is a predicted model, not a curated record. Lineage: Eukaryota; Viridiplantae; Streptophyta; Magnoliopsida; Rosales; Rosaceae. Gene Ontology annotation, cellular component: ubiquitin ligase complex; cytoplasm. Gene Ontology annotation, biological process: protein ubiquitination; ubiquitin-dependent protein catabolic process.
AUUGGUGAUAUAGUGCUUGCUUGUGUAUAUUCCGAAUGGCGGAAGACGGCCUACGGUUAGGUGGGCUUUCUUCUGGUCUGGCCUUGAUAUUGAAUGGUGAGAGCAGCAAAGAGAAUUCGUCGAAAACUCAUCUUGUUUCGUCGUGUGAUGAGAUUGGAUACCAAUCAGUGGAGAGAACUUUAGAAUAUGUGUUUGGUUUCCCUAAUAGAUCGAUUGGUCCUGUGUCUGGGCCGGUUGAUGGGAAUCUAGUUCGUGGUAUUUUGAAGAAUGAGUUCUCGAAAUUACAUGCAAAUUCAAGUGUUUUGGAUGGAGAUGGGUAUAGGGACGGUAUUUGUAUUUAUGGGAGUGGCUGCAGACCCGACACCGUUGGUCUUGAUGAAAUUAGUAUCCGGGGUGAUAUUAGAAUCAUUAAGCCGCCGUUGCUUGUAGAGAGCUUAGCAAUGUUCAGCAGUGCUAGGGCUAACGCUUCUGUGUGGAAAGGAAAAUGGAUGUAUGAGGUUAUUCUGGAAACUGCGGGUAUUCAGCAGAUUGGAUGGGCUACUGUUUCUUGCCCAUUCACUGACCAUAAGGGUGUAGGUGAUGCUGAAGAUUCGUAUGCGUUUGAUGGUAGGAGGGUUAGGAAAUGGAACAGGGAUGCUGAGUCAUAUGGUCAGACAUGGGUUGUUGGUGAUGUUAUUGGAUGUUGCAUAGAUUUGGAUUGUAAUGAGAUAUCAUUUUACAGAAAUGGUGUCUCUCUUGGUUUGGCAUUCAAUGGUAUUCGUAAAAUGGGAGUGGGAUGUGGAUAUUAUCCUGCUGUAUCUCUCUCACAAGGUGAACGAUGCGAAUUAAAUUUUGGUGGACGUCCCUUUAAAUUUCCCAUUGAAGGCUACCACCCCCUUCAAGCCCCUCCGUCCUUAAACUCAUUUGCAACUCAAUUGCUGCGGUGCUUGUCAAGGCUGUUGGGUUUGCACUCUGUGGAGCGGGCAAAGCAUUCUUCUGUUGAGAAAUUGAGACUGAAAAGGUUUGUUUCUCCAGAUGAAAUUUUCUAUCCUAUUUCUCAUGGGAUAUGCGAGGAGCUUUUCUCUGUACUUGGAGCAGAUGUUUGGAGCAUAGAGUAUGUUGCCUGGGGUCCGUUUUUGUCGUUCAUGGUGGAAGCGUUUGGGUUGCAGGCGCCACAUGAUUAUUCAGGCUUGGAUAGAGUUCUGGAUGUCUUUCUAGAAUUUAAUAGAUCACACUUGUUGUUUGAACAUAUUAUAAAUGCCCUGGCAUGUGGUUGCAAAACAGCUCCAUUAGUUCUCAAAGAGUGCCCAUGUUCAGGAUCAUAUCCAUACCUCGCAUUGGCAUGUCAUAUCCUGAGACGACAAGAACUUAUGGUGCUCUGGUGGAAGUCACCUGAUUUUGAAUACCAUUUUGAAGGCUUCCUAUCACGAAAGGAUCCAAAUAAGAACGAUCUUGAAUGUAUGAUGCCUUCUGUUUGGUGGCCUGGUUCAUGUGAGGAUGUGUCCUACGAAAGUAGCAUGCUGUUGACGACUACAGCUUUAUCUGAAGCAGUUAAUAAGAUUGAGGAGAAGCAUAGGGACCUCUGUCGCUUGGUCAUACAGUUCAUCCCACCUAUGACACCUCCCCAGUUGCCUGGUUCAGUGUUCAGGACAUUUCUACAGAACCUUCUACUUAAGAACAGAGGAGCUGACCGCAAUCUUCCACCUCCUGGUGUUUCAAGCAAUUCUGUUCUCGUUUCUUUGUACACAGUUAUACUUCAUUUUCUAUCUGAAGGGUUUGGAAUGGGGGAAAUAUGUGGUUGGUUGAAGGGCAGUGAAAAUGGUCGUGAUGUUGGUUUUCUUCAUAGGGGUGGUCAUCGGAGCUUUCCAGUAGGUCUAUUUCUUAGAAAUGAUCCCCAUCGAAAUGACAAUACGAGGCUUGGAGGAUCUUUUAGUCUCCUCUCAAAAUCACACCCUGCAGAUGAUCAGGAAGCAGAAGAUAUCCAAUGGGAGGAAGGUUGUAUGGAUGAUGAAGAAACCAGAGUGACUCAUUUAAGUAUAAGAAAACCAUGCUGCUGCUCAAGCUAUGACGAGGAUUUCACAAGAACCUCAAAGUAUCCGAUUAGAUACACAGCUAAAGGUUCACGUGCCCAUUGCAGUUCCAUGCCAGAGAGAUCUUCCCAUGUUACCACAGAAUGCAAUGCUGGAAGUUUGAGUGAUGAUAUAGCUGAUAAACCUAGUUCUAGUUACCAAUCAGAAUCUGAUUUUAGUUAUUGCCCAGUGCAACAUACGAGUUUUAUACCAAGGGAGGGUGGUAUGUCUUCAGCUACACUCAGAGAAGAAGAACUUCUAGAUGUUUUAUUGCUGUUGUAUCAUAUAGGUCUAGCGCCAAAUUUUAAGCAGGCAUCAUAUCACAUGAAUCACCAGUUGCAGUCAAUAGCCAGUCUGGAAGAAACUGACAAAAAAAUCAGAGAAGGACCUUGUUUUGAGCAAUUGAAGCAUUUGAAAGAAGCUCGUAAUGUACAUAGAGAAGAGGUCAUUGAUUCUGUUAGACAAUGUGCCUGGUUCCGUAUCUCCCUAUCCUCUAGAUGGAAGCAAAGAGGAAUGUAUGCAACAUGCAUGUGGACUGUUCAGUUGCUUCUUGUCCUUAGCAAAGUGGAUUUGUUGUUCACUUAUGUCCCUGAAUACUAUCUUGAAGCUCUGGUUGACUGCUUUCAUGUGUUGCGUAAGUGUGAUCCUCCAUUUGUCCCGUCAUCAAUAUUUAUCAAGCAAGGCCUAGCUUCAUUUAUCACCUUUGUGGUUACACAUUUCAACGACCCUCGAAUAUCUAGUGCAGAUCUUAGGGAUCUGCUUCUCCAAUCUAUCUCGGUCUUGGUACAGUACAAAGAAUAUUUGGCUGCGUUUGAGAGCAAUGAAGCAGUGAAACAGAGGAUGCCAAAGGCAUUGCUGUCAGCAUUUGAUAAUAGAUCCUGGAUCCCAGUAACAAACAUUCUUUUGCGUUUGUGCAAGGGAUCUGGCUUUGGCUCAUCAAAGCAUGGAGAAUCAUCAUCGUCAUCAUCCAUCAUCUUCCAGAAGUUGUUAGGGCAAACUUGUAUCAGUGAUGAAGCGUUGUUCUCAGCUUUUCUCAAUCGCCUGUUUAACACUCUCAGUUGGACAAUGACUGAAUUCUCUGUUUCUGUUAGAGAAAUGCAAGAAAAGUACCAGGUGUUAGAGUUCCAGCAAAAGAAGUGCAGUGUGAUAUAUGAUCUUUCAUGCAAUCUUGCAAGGGUUUUGGAAUUUUGUACUCAUGAGAUACCUCAAGCAUUCCUAUCUGGGGCUGAUACAAACCUUCGAAGGUUGACUGAGCUGAUUGUCUUUAUUCUGAACCACAUCACUUCAGCAGAAGACACCGAGUUUUUUGACUUGUCUCUGAGACGACAUGGUCAAUCUUUAGAAAAAGUUAACCGAGGGAUGGUAUUGGCACCUCUGGUGGGUAUUAUCUUGAACUUGAUAAAUGCUAGUGAACAGAUGGAAUGCAGGGAGCACAAUGAUGUUGUGAGCAUAUUUGCAAGCAUGGGGUGCCUUGACAGUUUUAAUUGCAGAUUUCAGUACCUAUUGGAUUACAACUGGGCUGGAAGUUUUAGAGGCGAUGAUUAUCUCGGAAAACUUUCACAGCUAGAGAAUUUUCUGAACCUCAUCCUUCUCCGGAGCCAGUCACAAGAAAAUAAGAUAUUAGGGGGAGAAACUGAUGUGAAUGAUGACACUUGCUGCAUUUGUUAUUCAAGCGAAGCAGAUGCUCGGUUUGCCCCUUGUUCCCAUAGGUCUUGUUAUGGCUGCAUAACCAGACAUCUUUUGAAUUGCCACAGAUGCUUCUUUUGCAAUGCAACGGUCCUAGAUGUUGUCAGGAUUAGUGACAAGGCAGAUUGAGAAGAAUGUUCUAUAAGUCCUUCAUUUUAGUUUGCUUCUUGCCUCCUUAAGAAGCUGGUCUGCAACUCAUCCAUCAUUGCUGCCUAAAGUUGGGGCGUCAGAGGGUUGUGAACUGGCAGACCUCUAGAGGAAAAAGAGUCGAGGGGAAGAAAGGAAGUUUUAUAGAAGAUAAUUUACUCCCAUUUUGGUGCAGUUAGAGUUAUAUUGAUACCGUGUGAAUAUUUAUGGGGUGGGGGAAAAGGAUCCGAGCGGGGUGGUUGGGUUAAGAAUUUUGUAGAAGAAGUUAGGGGAAUUAUUCUGUAAAUAUGAGAUGUAAAUGGCAAGGAAAAUCUUUUGGGUCUUUUUCUCCUUCAGAUUGCAAGAACUUUUAUUCUUUCAUUGGUACAUAGCUGCAUUAAGAAAAGCAAAGCAGAUGGCUCUAGUUC